Molecule: messenger RNA, 960 nt
Organism: Manduca sexta (tobacco hornworm)
Lineage: Eukaryota; Metazoa; Arthropoda; Insecta; Lepidoptera; Sphingidae
Gene: apn
Product: protein apnoia
Exons: 3
Coding region: 69-500 (143 amino acids)
Source: RefSeq, a predicted model, not a curated record
GGCGAGCAAAGAACCCAUCAGUCAUUACCAAGCAGGCAUCAGCAAAUCAUCGGCAGCACAACGAAAAAAUGUGUAACAAAUUCACAGUGUUAAGUUUGGCCUAUGUGGUCGUUUUUCUCACGGUUGUGAAGUGUGAUGAUCAAGUCAGUUUUGGCGAUUUGAGCAAAGAGACGGACGUCGGCCGUACGUUCGGUCACAAUGCGCUCAAACGCCUGUCCUUCAUUUUCCUACCGGUGAUGUUCACCCUGGGCGUCAUAUCGACGCUGCUCAUGGCCCUGGCUGUGAUAUCCGUCAAGAACCUGGCUAUUGGAGUGGUUCUCUUGAUCGUCGCAGUCAGUCAGGCUGUCUCACGGUUGUUUGCGGCGACGUCAUCUCCUCUAGUGCUGCACCCUCGAACUGAUGUGCUGCCUGCUCCAGUUGUGCCUGCUCCCUGGCCAGCCUCUGGACCCCUUCUCUCCCCAUGGGCAAGAUCUGAUAACGAAGCCACCAUCUCUGACUAAUUUAUUAUACAUUGACUCGAAUUUGGCUGCACAGAAGGUUAGAUAAUGCCAAGCUCAGAUUUAUAAAAGUUAAACUUUGGCUACCUCAAAGACUAGACAUAACAGACAUGACAAUUGCAUUUAAUUUGUGUAUUAAUUUAAGUAUUUAUUUGACGGGGCUUCAAAGGAAACCCUCACUUCGUCUGCCUCUCGCGAACUUAAUAUAUUUGUGAAAGGUAGACGACGCAAAAAUUAUUUUAAUUAUAUUUAACGACUUAAUAAAUUAAUAUAAAAUUACGUUCUUUUAUUUAUUUUACACAAUUUAUAUUUUUAUGACUUGACGAUGACCUAGCGUCUUUAGGUCUUCAAUUAAACGAUACUAAGUUACAUAUAUAAUCGUGGGUUAAUGUUUCAUAUAUAUUAGCAUUGCUCUUAAAAUUCGUGAGUAUUUUAAUACAAUAUCCUAAAACUAGUGUUAACU